UGAAUGUGCAAACGGAAUAUUACAUACGGCUUCUGCUGACCCUCGUUCAAGGAGGCAUGCUGGUUUGUAAAGGUAUCAUUGAUAGAGAACUUACAGGUAUUACACUUGAUGUCAUCCUGAAAGCUCACGAACCAAAACUGAAGAAGAAGCUUAUAAAGUCCCAGUAUCUCGUACUGUUUCCUAAGAAUGGAACCCCGGAUGUUGAAGACCUUGACCUUUCUGUGCUGACAGUUGUUCUACAAGAUGUGAUAAAUCUUUCUACCACUGACAAGCAGCACAUUAAAAUUAUAAAGGAAACAAGAAAUAGAUUAGCGCAUAAUUCCACGGCUUCGGUUGAACUCGCUGAUUACAACACCUUGAAAACAGAUCUGGAAGACGCAUUGACCAAAUUGUGCCUAGGCCUUGAUGUGACUCUACAGACUAAAUGCUCAAAAUUAAUACAGAAGUUUGCAAGCGAACCUCUUGAUGCGGCAACUGCUUUAAAAUACGUAAAAGAGCUGAGAAAUGAAGACGAGCUGUUACAAGAUUUUGAAGGAAUGUUGGAGAAACAAUCGGAAGAUAUUGUGCAAGAAGUCAAAGCAUCAGAAAACCGCAUGCAAGAAUUCCUAUCAGAUGUUGAGCAGAGAUUAAUGGGGGAAUUACAGAAACUGCAAGCUGGAUACACAGAUGAUUUCACACAUUCUACAUUUCCCGAUACAUUGCCUGAUUGUGAGGUUUGUUCCCACGUCAGCAACACUACAACAGCAACAAUUUAUUGUGAAGUCUGUUGUCAGUUUAUGUGCACUGAAUGCAGCCAACGCAUCCACACUGUUGAGAAGACGCACAAUCGGCAAAGAAUAGAAAAAGGUAUGCCAUUUAAGCUAGACAUGAAGGGUUAUGAUAAGUGUGAUGAUCAUAAAAAAAGCAUAACACAUAUCUGCAAAUCUGACAAUAAACUUUGCUGUGAGAUGUGCGUAAAGGAGAAACAUGAACACUGCAGUACAAUUGAUUCCAUUUCUGAAGAAACAUGCGAGUCUAAACACAAUCCAACAAUGGAAAUACCUCGACUACAAUACGAAGCACACCUGCUUCUUACAUGGUUGUCUUCCAUUGAAAGAGAUGUAAACAGGAAUGUAGAAAGUAUUCCUGCAAGGUUAGAUGAAUAUAGAAAUGAGUUAUUGAAGCUAUUUGAUUCUGAAGCACAAAAAAUAAAAGAAAAAGCUAAUGAAAUGAAAAGUAAUACAUUGAAAGAAAUAAAGAAAAAUCGAAAAUACUGCGAGCAUGUCAUUGAGAAAUCUGAACAAGCCAAACUUCCACUGAUUAAUAUGACUAAAUGUGGCACAACCCCACAAAAAGUUAUUUCUCAAUAUCGGAUAGAGGCAUUUAGAAACAAAUUGCAGUCUCUGACAGAUAUCAAUAUUGUGUCUUUACAUCUUGAACAUUUAAACUUACCAGAACAAAUUGCAAUACUAUCGGUACAUGUGGAGACUCCAGACACCAGGCCAGUACAGUUGUUCAUGGAUAAUGUACUGGAACUGAAGCAGAUUAAAAACGGGAAACGACCGUUUCUAACAGGUAUGGAUUUUUUGCCGGAUGGUAGACUGGUUGCAGUUGAUAAUUAUAACGAGAAGUGCUUGAUUUACAAUGAGAAGCUUGAGGAAGUAGGAUCAUAUCAGUUAUCGUAUAUACCACUGCGUGUUGUUGCUAUAUCUGAGGAGGAAGUAGUGAUAACAAGUAGCGGUGGAUACAAGAUAGACUUUCUGCGUGUCAGUAAAUCUAACAAAAUAACUUCAAAUAGGAUAUGUAAAGUAACGUCGCACUAUGAAUCUAUAUGUAUGAAAGAUGAGGGGCACUUUGUUGUUGGAACUGUCGAUGAUCAUAGGCCAGUUCGUAUUGUAUCUCUGUCAGGAGAUGAGAAAUAUUUCAGUAUCGACUUUCAGGACAAAAACUACUCUAUUGGUACCAGUUCAUGUACAUAUAUAAGAAACAGUGACAAAGUUGCUCUCACUGAUAGAGAUAAUCACACUGUCUUUAUAUACGAUACCACAAACAACACCAGAAUCGAUGUUAAGGAUGAUCAAAUCAGAGAACCAAAACGUGUAGCAGUAGGACCGUUUGAUUGUGUCUUUGUUUGUAGUAAAGGAACACACAGCAUUGUACAGAUUUCCCCGUUAGGAAAAAUUGUAGCAUCUCAUAAGAUAGAUAUGUUAUUUCCUUACAACAUUUGUUUCUCAAAGGACAAGACAAGACUUGCCAUUUGUAAUAGUUCUAGUGAAGGUGCAAAACUGCAAUUAUUCAAACUAGUGAUUUGAUUUUAGGUAAAUAUAUAAGCAUCUCCAACAGAAAAAAAAUGUAAGAAGAGUGUUAGAAACAGUAAUAUCACAAAUAAACAUUUUACAAAUUACUAAAGUGUUAAGGUUAAAAGAAUAAAUUUAUUAUAUUCUGUGUUUUAUCUAUGUUUAAUGGUUAGUAUAUAAUAAACUAUACAAAAAAAAAACAUUGUAAGCAUAUUACGAAACUAAGUAAAAAUUUAAGUAACAGCAGACUGUGGUUGAGUCAAUCUGAUCGUGAAGGGUAAUAAAAUGUACAACACAAGCAGAUCUCUUAUACAGAUACAUUGAAUGAACAACAUGAUCUCAAAGCACCAGAAAAUGUGACCACUUUGUAGGAUGUUUGAUGCUAUUAUAGCAUAAAACUGCUUUUUUGUCAUCGUUCAGAGUGUUUUAACAGGAGAGUAAAUGUUAACAGAGAGUUUCUCACGCCAACGUGCUGUUAAAACAUCUUUUUUACAUAUAUGCACAUUUCUCGGCAGUUCGUAAACAUGUUAUGACACCAAUACACAUAAUUCAAAAAGAAAUGAUGUCAGCAUGAUAACGCAUAUUUUCCCACCAAUUUCAUGGAAAUAUAAUAAUUUAUAUGGACAGUAUAUUCAUUUAUUGUUUACGUUUAAUGCUAGAUCAGCAUUAGCGCAUGUACCAUCCUUAAAACCCCUCUGAAUAUGCUGUUACUCGCGG
Molecule: messenger RNA, 2993 nt
Organism: Mercenaria mercenaria
Lineage: Eukaryota; Metazoa; Mollusca; Bivalvia; Venerida; Veneridae
Exons: 3
Coding region: 57-2291 (744 amino acids)
Molecular function (GO): zinc ion binding
Source: RefSeq, a predicted model, not a curated record